Molecule: messenger RNA, 1695 nt
Organism: Photinus pyralis (common eastern firefly)
Lineage: Eukaryota; Metazoa; Arthropoda; Insecta; Coleoptera; Lampyridae
Product: endoplasmic reticulum-Golgi intermediate compartment protein 3-like
Exons: 6
Coding region: 105-1253 (382 amino acids)
Biological process (GO): endoplasmic reticulum to Golgi vesicle-mediated transport; retrograde vesicle-mediated transport, Golgi to endoplasmic reticulum
Cellular component (GO): Golgi membrane; endoplasmic reticulum; endoplasmic reticulum membrane
Source: RefSeq, a predicted model, not a curated record
UUCGCCACUGCCCUGCCACUUGUCUGCAUUAGUGCAUUUGCAUACUUAACGUCGGUGUUGCCGGGUGUGCAGUGAUUCGAAAAUUUUUGUUAUAAUCGUCCAAAAUGAAUAAAAUUGUUGGACAUUUACGUUCCCUUGAUGCAUACCCUAAAACUACUGAAGAUUUCAGCGUGAAAACCUUCCAGGGUGCAGCAAUCACCUUUAUAUCUUUGGGAAUUAUGUCCAUGCUAUUUUGGAUCGAAUUGUUUGAUUACUUAUCACCAAACGUAACAGAGGAACUGUUCGUAGAUACUUCACGGAAUCCAAAUAUCCAAAUUAAUUUAGAUAUUAUCGUGCCGACUAUAUCUUGCGAUUUUUUAUCACUUGACGCAAUGGAUUCCUCUGGCGAACAACACCUACAAAUUGAUCACAAUAUUUACAAACGUCGUUUAGAUUUAGACGGUAAGCCCAUUGAGGAACCUAAAAGAGAAGAUAUCACUAUACCAACUAAAAAACCUAAUGAGGCGGAAAACUCGACAGAAUGUGGAAGUUGCUACGGAGCCGCACUUGAUCCGAAAAGAUGUUGCAACACUUGCGAAGAUGUACGUGAAGCAUACAGAGAAAGACGGUGGGCCUUUCCUGAUAAUCCCGAAAAUAUCAGUCAGUGCAAGGAUGAGCAUUUUAAUGAGAAGCUUAACACGGCUUUCUCGCAAGGCUGCCAGAUUUACGGAUCACUUGUUGUCAAUCGAGUUAGUGGUAGUUUUCAUAUAGCUCCAGGUCGAAGUUUUAGCGUAAAUCAUGUACACGUACAUGACGUGCAACCGUUUUCUUCUACGUCCUUUAAUACGUCCCACCGAAUACGGCACAUUACAUUUGGUACAAAUAUUGACAGCAAAUCGCACAAUCCACUAAAAAAUACAGUAGCAAUCGCCGCACAAGGUGCUACAAUGUUUCAAUAUCACAUUAAGUUGGUUCCGACGAUGUAUGUGAAACUAGAUGGCUCAGUUAUAACUUCCAGUCAAUAUUCUGUCACGAAGCACCAGAAAGUGGUCUCGAUUAUAAGCGGCGAAUCGGGAAUGCCGGGCGCGUUCUUUCAAUAUGAACUAUCGCCUUUGAUGGUGAAGCGUACGGAGCGAAGAAAAUCGUUUGGACAUUUUGCUACCAAUGUUUGUGCAAUUAUAGGAGGAGUUUUUACUGUUGCCGGCCUUAUUGACUCCAUGCUGUAUAAUUCUGUAAAGUUUGUGCAAAAAAUUGAAAUUGGGAAAGCCCAAUGAUACUGGCGGAUUUUAAAAUUUAUUUACAUAAUUGUGCACAAAUACUAUCUUCAGUUGGUUUAAAAAUUCUGUGAUUUAGAUUACCUACUUGUAGUUUGCAAGGGACUUGUAAUCAUUGUGUUAUUUAUUUGUAAUAUGUAUAUAUAGUCAAGGUGGUGGAUCUAUACUGUAAGCAUAAUAGCACACAAGGUGUUAAAUAAAUAACGCGCGUGGUUUAAAUAGAGCUCCCUUUCGCAUAGUAUUUCUUGUUUAAUGCCGUUUUUUUUAACGUCACUGUUCUUGCUAUGGGGAAUUUCAAAUUUUUAGGCAACUUUAAUUAGUUCACUUUAGACUAAGGAAAUCUAUACCGGGUGGUGCACAGUAAGUACGAACAUAGGGAUUUAACAUGGGAAAUUAGUUUUAUGCAAUAUCCUGCUCUCCUGUACAUUUUGCAGAAAAAACU